ACGCAAAGUGAAUGAUUUUACUCAAGUCACUGUUAUUAUUAUUUUAGAAUAGUUUUAAUUUAUCAGCAUUUUUGUUUAAUAUUGUCAUACCCAUAUAGAUAACAAAUAGUUGAUGCGAAUGUUAUUUUCAUUUUAGGAUGAGCAGCCUGGAUAUCAGGGAGGUGCCGCGUGGCAGUGGCCUGGAGCGGCCGCUCCACGCUCCCAAACGAAAGAGAAUUUUGCCGUCGGCAACUGUUACCAACAUCCGAGAGCAUGUGGGAGCGUGGAGCACUGACGAUGCUGGGCUGCCGUCGGUUCCAAUUGACAUUCCAACUGAUGUGCCGGACCCCACCCCAGCAAGAGGCUGUCAAGAAUAUGCUACCCAGAAUAGGGACGCGGUUAAACGUUACUCGCAAAACCUACGAAACACUAAACACUGUAAUGAAGAAGAUGUUAGAUACGUCGAAUGGACAAGACACAUAGGAUUCCAUCAUCAUAGCCAAUCACAUUGGUGAUUAUUCCAUUUUUCAUAGUCAAAGAGAAGCCACAAUACAGUAUCUACGUCAUGGGACAGUUUCUUGGGUAUCCCAACUUGAUUGUCCGAAAACACGACAAAUGAGCUCGAAAUCAACGCGCGGUGCAUGUCCCACAUGAUGUAGGAGCCUCUUUUGACGUUCGAAAUUAUGUUGUCUAAAAAAGGUGGACUUAUAAUUUUGUAUUAACUCCACGUGGAUUCGUUUGUGGUGGCUUAUGCACCCAAACGAUUACGUUUGAUAUUUUCUUGUAAAAAGAUGAGUUUCGUCCACUUCUAAGACGUCAUCAUCGGGACCUAGCAUUGUACUUUGCGUAAUAGCGCCACACCUUGGGAACUAAAAGUUCAAAUUUUCAUAUGGUAUAUUAUCGUAUGUGAGUAUGUGAAAAAUAUUAAAUAUACCCCUGUUGUAAAAGUAUUGUCUGUCACUGAACUAUUAUUCUCCAAAAACGUAUAACUACGUGAGACAAACUUUCAAUACAUGCCUUCAUUCAUUCAUGAAAUGCAAUAAACACAUUUUGACUUUGACUUCCUCAACUUAAGACUCAAGUGGUAUAGCCAUAUAAAAGGAGAUCCAGGGUUUACUGAGGAAUCCUUUCAGGCACUUAAAGCAAAGGCACAAGUGAGCCAGCAACGACCAUAAUUGUGCUCUUGACAUUCGAUGCACUUGCUAUUAGGCGUCAGAAAAUAUGGGACGGUACGCACAACGAGCGACACUCGGACUACAAAAUCGGGUUUCGUUGGCGUUAUCGCAGAGCUGGGUGCAGCAAUGUUUUAUCGCCGACGAAAAAAACUUUUUUUGAGCGAAGCAAGAUGUCGGUCCUAGACACAUUGCGAUUAAUAUUUCACUUUUUUAGGCUGCAUAAGGCGACUAAAGAAGUAGGUGUAACACGUACAACAGCGGUUCAAGUAUUUCAUUACUUAAGAGAAGUUUGUGAGAUGGCCGAAGCGCACGACAGAGAGAUACUAGGUGGGGAUGAUGACGUCUUAGAAGUGGACGAAACUCAUCUUUUUACAAGAAAAUAUCAGAAGACGACUUCUACGACGUCAAACGUAAUCGUUUGGGUGCA
This is a messenger RNA of Ostrinia furnacalis (Asian corn borer), 1581 nucleotides long. RefSeq lists its product as uncharacterized. Bases 138 to 494 code for a protein of 118 amino acids. The record is from RefSeq and is a predicted model, not a curated record. NCBI's taxonomy places the organism in Eukaryota, Metazoa, Arthropoda, Insecta, Lepidoptera, Crambidae. The transcript has 3 exons.